UAACUUUAAAUUUUACCGCCAUAGUGUCCUCCACGUUGGCACCUGCGUAGUCGCUCAGUAUUCUGCCUUCACGGCCGCAACGAAGGUGAGCAGAUUAUUCUCAAACCAGUUGUCAUUAUACGUAUUGGCUUUUUUGUGUUCAGUAUGAUGCACUCCCAAAAGUGAAAGAGAAGAAAAGAUUCAGUGACUGUCUUGUAGAUCCAUUAAAGGCUCAUACUAUCGGACUUGCGUUGACUUGGCAGAAUUCCAUUGUUUAGAGAAAACAACUGAUCUACUCCUCUUCAGUUAUCUGCAAAUCCCACAAUUCAUAACGAUUCAUAACCUCCAAAGAAAUUCAGAGCGCGAAAUAGCUCAUAUAUCACACUGACAUCUGUGGAUUUUAAUUAAAAUAUGGAUAUAUUACUCAUGCGCAAACAUGGUGGACAAUAUGGCGGUCAAUUUUGAAGUCAGCUGGGCCACUUUAACACGCUACACGCUUCAGGUACAGCUCGUUAGAAGACAUGUCUGUGAAGGACAAUUCUGCUCUGCCGCAGUUGACAGAAGAGAAUGAAGAAGGGGAGUUGUCAUGUACAUUGCGUAAACCUGGGCAGGAUAAUAUUCAUUUUAAGGUGAAAGUUGUUGUCAACCCUGUGGCAGGACAUGGCUCUGCCGAUAUAACAGUGAGCGGUAACGUAGUGCCGACCUCGCAGAAGUUCUCACCCAGUUCCCAUCGCACAGCUCUGCAAGGAGCAGGCAGCCAGCAGCAGAACUUAAAUGGCUCACUGACGCAAGACGGACUCUGCGAUGGACACACUGCGGAGCCGUCUGCAGACCAGGUUCGCUUGUUCCUGCGGUCGCACUCUGAGUUCCUGGAGCGCUUCGUCAUGGAAGAAGUGGAACUGGAGAUUCUUGAGCGUUGGGUGAUCCGCAGUACGCAACGCGCCAAGAAGCGUCCCGACGCUACGAGUACCGGGAAGAAUGCACGGAAGACCAGUUUAUCAAGGUGGAAAUUUUGCGUGCACGCCGACAAACGACAGAUGCUUCAGGAGCUAACCAAGUCGCUUCAGCAGAAACCAACAGAAGCUCAUGUCCUUUGGGAAUUAGCCGGUUGUAUCUGCUCCGCUGUGGGGGCAGAAGGCUAUCGGCUUUAUCUGGCAGAGAAGGGAGACCCAGAGAUGCUGGGCCUCUACCCGGGAGAUGACGAAAGAAUAGAGAAAGGAGUAACCAUGAUGGAGAAGGGGUCAAGCCUUACCGUGCCUGUGUACGUGGCCAGAACAAGACAGCCCCUUAGACUGUCUAGAGUAGACCUUGAUGCAAGGUUCCCUGAUGGACUUCCCAACAAAAUUGAAGCGGAUCAUGCACUAUAUGAACCCGUCAUACAGACUGAUGGCCAGCUGGCUGCUGUGGUGGAGCUGUGGCGUCAUGAUCCAUUCCACGAGGAAGAUGAAGAGAUUGCCAGCAGCUACUUAGUUUGGGGGGGCAUCGCACUGCAUUAUGCGCAGCUGUACCUCAGCAUGAACAAGCAGAGGAAACUAAACGACUUUCUGCUGGCUGUUGUCAAGUCCAUCUUCCAGGACAUGGUGAGCAUGGACACCCUUAUAAUGAAGAUAAUGAACUUUGCACAGAGGCUGGUGGAUGCUGACAGAGCAUCCCUUUUCCUUGUGGACAGUAAGAACAAGGAACUUUAUGCACGUAUAUUUGAUGUCGGAAUCACAGGAGAUGGUGCUGGGGACACCAGGACUGGAGGCAAUACUUCAGGUAGUGAAGAAGCAAUUGCAAAAGUCCAGAACUCCACAGAGAUCAGAUUCCCACUUGGCAAAGGCAUUGCAGGUCAGGUGGCUAAUACUGGUGAGGUGCUGAACAUUGUUGAUGCAUACUGUGAUCCACGGUUCAACCGCACAAUAGACCAGUUGACAGGAUAUCGUACCAAGUCCAUAUUGUGCAUGCCCAUCUUCAUUCGUGGCAGCAUCAUUGGUGUUGUGCAGAUGGUUAACAAGCACUCUGGAGCCUUUAUGAAAGAGGAUGAGGAGGCAUUUGAGAUGUUUGCAGUCUAUUGUGGUCUGGCGCUGCAUCAUGCCAAGCUGUACGAUAAAAUUGCCCGAUCAGAACAGAAGUAUUGUGUUGCUCUGGAAGUGCUCAGCUACCACAACACCUGCUCUGAUGUAGAGGUAGCACAUGCACAAGAAGAUAAAAUUCCAGAUGCUAUCCCUGGUAUAGAAGACUAUUACUUCAGUGUCUUCAAGCUGGAUGACUUUCAGAAGGCCCACCAUGCUAUAUACAUGUUCAAGGACCUAUUUGGACUAUCAAGAUUUGAUAGUGACAGCCUCAUCCGAUUCACAUUGACAGUGAGAAAGAACUAUCGGCGGGUCCCAUACCAUAACUGGACACAUGGAUUCUCUGUAGCUAACUCCAUGUACAGUGUUAUCAAGCAUUCACAGAACACUUUCAAGGCGAAUGAAUGUUUGGCAUUAUACAUUGCCUCUCUGUGUCAUGAUCUGGAUCAUCGAGGGAAAAACAACAAGUUCAUGCUGGACACUGAAUCUCCAUUAGCUGCCAUCUACAGCACAUCCACGAUGGAGCACCACCAUUUUAAUCAGACUGUUACCAUUCUGCAGCAGAAGGGCCACAAUAUCUUCAGCAAGCUGACCAGUGGAGAGUACAAACAGGUGCUGAGCUAUGUGAAACACUGCAUUCUGGCCACAGAUCUGGCUCUCUUCUUCCCAAACAAGGCAAAAUUAUCACAGAUUGUGACUGAGAACUCCUUCUCCUGGAGAAAUUCAGAGCACAGGCUUCUCAUUCAGGCCAUUGCAAUGACAGCCUGUGACCUUUCUGCAAGUGCCAAACCAUGGGAUAUACAGGUGAAGACUGUAAAAGUUAUUUUUGAAGAGUUCUAUGAACAGGGUGAUGCUGAGCGUGCUGCUGGCAGGACACCAAUCCCAAUGAUGGACCGGAUGCAGCCAGACCAGCAGGCAGCAUCCCAGGGAGAUGCAGAAAAGUUGGCAGGCCAUGUGCCCUCUCCUCUCAUGGAUCGUGAUAGAAAAUGUGAACUUGGAGCAAUUCAGGUGGGCUUCCUCACUGGCAUUUGCCUUCCAUGCUACCGUCUCCUAUAUGACCUGAUCCCAGAGACAAAGCCAAUGCUGGACCAAUGUCAGGCCAACCUGGAACAAUGGAGACAAAUUGAUGAAGAAAUAAAAAGACAGAAAGAAAUGGGAAAUGAAGUGGAUGCAUUAGCAUUUCUGGACAAAAUGAUGGAGACAUCUGAGAAAAUCGUGGAAGAACAAGAAGAGACAACUGAUAUAGAAGACAGAAAUUGACAGGAAGCUUACUGGAAGAAGCAAAAUGGAAACAGAUCAUUGCAGAAGUGCAGAGUAUGAAUGGAACACUAACUAAUUAAUUAAAUUGCAUAUAGCGGGUAUUUCUUGAUAAUGUGAUAAAAUCAUCUCAGGCUACCAGCCAUGUCAUGCCCUCCAUCAUCAUGGAAUGCAGUACUGCAUAAACACUGGUGGUCAUGCAUGCACAUAGAUGUGGCUCACAGGCAUGCACACACACACACACAUAUAUACACACACA
Molecule: messenger RNA, 3549 nt
Organism: Cryptotermes secundus
Lineage: Eukaryota; Metazoa; Arthropoda; Insecta; Blattodea; Kalotermitidae
Product: probable 3',5'-cyclic phosphodiesterase pde-5
Exons: 19
Coding region: 501-3293 (930 amino acids)
Biological process (GO): negative regulation of receptor guanylyl cyclase signaling pathway; signal transduction
Molecular function (GO): 3',5'-cGMP-stimulated cyclic-nucleotide phosphodiesterase activity; protein binding
Source: RefSeq, a predicted model, not a curated record